Molecule: messenger RNA, 1881 nt
Organism: Phaeodactylum tricornutum CCAP 1055/1
Lineage: Eukaryota; Bacillariophyta; Bacillariophyceae; Surirellales; Neidiaceae
Exons: 1
Coding region: 1-1491 (496 amino acids)
Biological process (GO): transmembrane transport
Cellular component (GO): membrane
Molecular function (GO): transmembrane transporter activity
Source: RefSeq, a predicted model, not a curated record
AUGCAAGUCUUUCAUUUGACUCUGAAUUUGAUCAGCGCGUUCCUCUAUUGCAUGAAUUACUACAUUGUUGAGCCAUCUUCAACAAUGUACGUCAAUCGACUCGGUGCGCACGACGCCAUGUCAGGGACACUUAUUGGUAUGAUGCCCCUGGCUGCCUUUGCUUCGAGUUUACCCUAUAGUAUUUGGACCAAUCGAUCUUUUCGACAACCCUUCAUCGCGAGUGGCGUCCUACUAAUUUGCGGCAACCUGCUGUACAGCAUGGCCGACCGGUUUCAACGUAUCGAUAUUGCGCUGGCUGGACGAUUUAUUGCCGGUCUUGGUGCUCCAAAGUGCAUCAUUCGCAGGUAUAUGGCUGAUACGACUCCACUCGCUCUGCGCACAUCUGUCAAUGCAGGAUUUGGUAUGGUGGUUGCCGCGGGGUCCGCCAUGGGACCGGCAAUGGCCGUUAUGUUGAAUCGCAUCGAAUAUACGGUGGCCUUUCCCUAUAUUGGCGUCAUUUCCUUGAACGGCUUAACUCUGCCUGGAUACUUUAUGGCAUCACUCUGGCUGACCUUUACAGUCAUUGUACUGUUGACUUUCGAGGAACCCGAUCGAGAAGGAUUGGAGGAACAAAAGUUGCUGGAGAGUCAAGGGGAUAUUCUCGUUAGUCCGACAAAUCGCUCGACCACCGAUAAUUCCACUUCGUAUCGAAACCAGUACAACGGUAGUAUCAUAGGUCACUAUGGCAAGUAUUCUGAAAUGCACGACAGCGACGAUCGAUCGUUCGAGAUUAAAUCCCAGCAGCUGUCACAAGAUAUUCCGCUUGGGUACGAGUUACCCGAAGACUCGACUUUUUGGCACAGAAUCCAUUACUUUUUUGCUCUCAUCACAUGGCCGGUUCGCCUAUGUCUGGGUCUGCUCUUUUGCAAAGUUUUUACAAUUGAAACCCUUGUUAGUGCAACAUCGGCGUUGUCCAAGAAUCGGUACGGGUGGCAAGUAAACCAGGUUGGAACACUAGGGUUCAUCAUUGGUUGUUUGGUCAUUCCAUUUUCCAUCUUGGUGGGAAGAUUGUCUAUGUCGCAUCAGGAUCACGUUUUGAUGCUUUGGUUGGUUGGCACGGGGUGUUUGGGCAUGUUUCUCUUAAUCGAUCUUUCCGAUUUGGUCGAAACGCAAGAUCGGCACUACAACGAAGGCCAUCCAUUGGCUGUUGGUCCCAACCGAUACAUUUGUGGCUACUUUUUGUCAUAUCUGUCAAUACAAUCCUUCGAAGGAGUGAUCGGCUCGACGUUAAGCAAAGUGAUUCCGACUGCACUGGCCUCCGGAACAAUAAACUCGGGACUAUUGGCCACCAUGGUUGAUACAUUUGGUCGUGCCUGCGGAGAUCUCUUUAUCUCUGCUGUUGGCUUUGUUAACCUACGCCAGCUCAUGAAUUUAUUGUUCAUACCUGGUUUUGCGAUUAUGCUGAUCUGUUUCGUCGUCAUCGAACGAUUCCGAGACUUACUGUCAGUGUAAAGCUGCAACCACGACGAAAACACAAUGAACACCUGGUAAAUCACCAACUUUAAGGUCUUUUACCCAGAAAAUGCAUAUCUGUUCAAAAAUUCAGAUGGUGGUCAGACUUUCUGCUUCCGAACGAAACAUGCCCCACAGGAUAGAUCCGAUGGCCUGCAGAGCCAUGCCUGUUUCUUCCACAUCUUGGAUUCGGGAACGACUCAAACCAUUUCGACUCACCAUGACGGUCGAAGUUGCCGUGACUAACGACUGAGCUACAUGAAUGCUGCGUUGUUAUCAUUUGCAAUCCACUUACAAUGAAUGCAACACCCUGACAGUACAUGAUUAUUGAGGAAAUGAGAUGUCUGCUUAGAAAAUACCGAAAAUAAAUCUAGAGAACAGUUAGAAAAU